CUUUUCUCUUAGAUCCUUUGGAAUGAAGGAGUGAAUAAACAGCGAGAGAGGGAAUGGUGGUAUAUCAGAUUGAAAAGCGAAAGUAGGAUUUUGGAGUAAGGAAAGAAAUCGGAAAAGGUAUGGGGAACCAAACUGGUUUUUAAUUUGCUUUUCGUGUUGUUUGGGUGUGGAAGUUGGGUUUUGUUUGUGAGAUUUUUGGUAUAUUCUGUUUUACUAUGCGUUUUCGUCUCCACCUCCUCCCUCUAUCGAAGAAGCACGAUCAGUUUCUGUUUCGACGUAACGCGGUUACCUUCUGUGACGGAGUUCAACAGCCCUCAGACGCCACCAUAGCCAAUCUGGUCCUCGAAUCAGACCCACUCACUCUCUCCGAGACCCUAUUCAAGCCCACAAUCCAAUGGGCGCCCGAGCUCGUGAACAAGGUCUUGAAGCGCCUCUGGAACCACGGGCCCAAGGCCCUUCAAUUUUUCAAACACCUGGACCGCCACCCUGCCUACAUCCACUGCGCCUCGUCGUUCGACCACGCCAUCGACAUCGCGGCCCGCAUGCACGACUACAACGCCGCAUGGGCCUUAGUGGGCCGCAUGCGAUCUCUCCGCCGCGGCCCAACCCCCCGAACCUUCGCCAUCCUCGCCGAGCGCUACGCCGCGAACGGAAAACCCCACCGCGCCGUCAGAACCUUCCUCACCAUGCACGAGCACGGUUGCCGCCAGGACCUGAACUCAUUCAAUACCGUCCUCGACAUCCUCUGCAAAUCGAAGCGUGUGGAAAUGGCGCACUCCUUACUCAAAACGUUACGGUCCAGAUUCAAACUUGAUUGCGUGAGCUACAACAUAAUCGCAAACGGUUAUUGCUUAAUCAAACGCACGCCGAUGGCGUUGCAGGUUCUGAAGGAAAUGGUGCAGCGAGGGAUAAACCCUACGAUGGUCACGUACAACACAUUGCUGAAAGGGUAUUUUCGGAGUAAUCAAAUUAAGGAGGCUUGGGAGUUUUACUUGGAGAUGAAGAAGAGGAAGUGCAAGAUUGAUGUUGUGACUUACACGACUGUGAUUCACGGGUUUGGGGUGGCGGGUGAGGUUAAGAAAUCUCGUAGGGUUUUUGAUGAGAUGAUGAAGGAGGGUGUGGCUCCUAGUGUCGCCACGUGUAAUGCGUUGAUUCAGGUUUUGUGUAAGAAGGAUAGCGUGGAGAAUGCGGUGGUGGUUUUUGAGGAGAUGAUGAGGAAGGGGUUGUGUGUGCCGAAUGUGGUUACUUACAACGUUGUUAUCAGAGGUUUUUGUCAUGUUGGGGACAUGGAAAGGGCAUUAGGGUUUAUGAGAAGAAUGGGGGAACAUGGUUUGAGGUGUUCUGUUCAGACUUAUAAUGUUGUGAUUAGGUACUUUUGUGAUGCUGGGGAGAUUGAGAAGGGUUUGGAGAUGUUUGAGAAGAUGAGGGAUGAGCUUUGCUUGCCCAAUUUGGAUACUUACAAUGUUCUGAUCAGUGCCAUGUUUUUGAGGAAGAAAUCGGAGGAUUUGGUGGUGGCUGGGAAAUUGUUGAUGGAGAUGGUUGAUAGAGGGUUCUUGCCACGGAAGUUUACUUUCAAUAGGGUGUUGAAUGGACUUGUUAUUACUGGGAAUCAGGAUUUUGCGAAAGAGAUUCUGAGAAUGCAGAGCAGGUGUGGCCGUAUUGUUCGGCGUUUGAAAUUGUGAGAUUUUCAAUAGUUGGAUUUGGAACACAACCCACAUGGUUUUUCAGCAGUUGAAAGUGCAUGUUGCAUGGUAUUGGAGAUCACGUUCCUCAUUCUGUAAUUUGGACAAAGUUUCUGUGAUCUGGGGUGGGGAACUCACUGGUGGAUGAUGAACCCACCCUUGCUGAAAAUCAUGCUUUCAGGGUCUUCUCAUCCAGGUUCGUUUCAUUGUUCGAUUUUGAUUUCCUUUUUCCAUUUGUGUUUUUGAACAAAUAAUUAUUUUAAGUGUCGAACUCAAUGUGUUUCUGACACUGUAUGUUGAAUUUCAAGUUUCAAUGUGACAUGUUGCUGAAAAAGUUUUAUUUUAUGAGCAUUUUUCUCCCAUGUUAUCCCAGGAUCUGCAUAUAUAAUACAAGGGUAUGGACUCGGUUUAUUGGCAGAGAUUACUUAGAUAUUUUUUAACGAAAUCGAUAUGUGAAAACCUAGACGAUUGUCAGUGGUUAGGGCACUAGGAAAACGGGAAAAAAUGGUUGCAAAUUUAAGCGGCUAACAAUGUAGUUAGUUAUCAUGUGGCCAUGAGUUACUGUUUUUAAAUUAAAAUUUUAGCUGGUGGAGGUUGUAGGUGCACCAUUUGUUGUGACCGUGAUUUUUUUCAACUUUCAUGGUAGACAUGUUUUAGAUUUUAAGAAAGCUGGAAGGUUGAAAGGUUUAUAAUUAAUUUUGUUACUGUUUAAGAAAAAAGUUGCAUAUAUAAGAGCUUUUGUGAAGAUCAGAGAUGUUAGAUAUGCAAACAACUCCACUUUGAAUUUGAAAUUCUGUUUCAGAGGACAUAAAUUGAAAUUCUGUUUCAGAGGACAUAAGCUUGCUUGUUUAGAAGAUUAUAUACCUUUUUCUCUACAAUAUAAAAUUGAAGGCCAAAAUUCACCAUUAUUCAUAUUAAUCAAUAGGUUGCUAGUUACCCGAUUUUUUAAUAUUACUACAAAUUAGCCAACUAUGAGUGAGUGCUAAGGUAGUGUCUACAAUUUGAUCCUA
Molecule: messenger RNA, 2692 nt
Organism: Vigna radiata var. radiata (mung bean)
Lineage: Eukaryota; Viridiplantae; Streptophyta; Magnoliopsida; Fabales; Fabaceae
Product: pentatricopeptide repeat-containing protein At1g74900, mitochondrial
Exons: 2
Coding region: 216-1682 (488 amino acids)
Molecular function (GO): protein binding
Source: RefSeq, a predicted model, not a curated record